Messenger RNA from Arabidopsis thaliana (thale cress), 192 nucleotides. RefSeq lists its product as uncharacterized. The coding region runs from base 1 to 192 and encodes 63 amino acids. NCBI's taxonomy places the organism in Eukaryota, Viridiplantae, Streptophyta, Magnoliopsida, Brassicales, Brassicaceae. The record is from RefSeq and is marked reviewed. The transcript is spliced from 2 exons.
AUGGUGGUGGUUCCCCGUGAGCCAUCUCUUAGAUCUGCUCAGGUCGUUGGUACUGAAAUGCUUCGCGACCCUCGUCGUUCACUGCCCUCACCGGAACUCUCUGACUGCCACGUCGGAACUGGCGAUGAAGAUGGCGGUGGAAGGGUUAUCCCUAAACCUAAUCCAGAUGUUGCUCUUCUCUUAUGGGCUUAG